CACUUGCAUACCCACCGACCAUGAGCUGCGGUGUGUGGGACGGCAGCGACUUCACUCCGUGCUUCCGCGAUACAUACAUCGCGAAUGCGCCGCUCGCACUUGCGGCGCUCGCGGCGGUGUUCAUCCUGGGCCCGCGCGGCCGGCGCACACCGACCACCGCGGCGUCGCUCGUUCCGCCCGGCGGCGGGCUGCUGGCGCAGCUCGAAGCGCGUGUGCUGCUCAGCAGCCUCGCGCGCACCCUGCCCGGCCGACGAUCUGACGAUGUCGAGCGCCCGCCCACACCUCCACUCACACCUGACUCACCGACGGCGCCGCCCCCCGAGCGACUGCCGCGCAAAAGCGCGCCCCUGCCCUACGCGGAGGAGGAGGAGACAGUCGCCGCCUUCCGCGUCGCGCGAACGCGUUGGGAUGCCGCGUUCUACUGGAUCUCAAUCGUCGGCGCGGGCGUCUGGAUCGCGCUCGAAGUCGCUCGGCUCAUGGAGGACUCGUCAUCCAUCACAGAUGUGGCGUGGGAGGACGCACGCCCCCUCAUCUUUCCCACCACCAUGCUUGCGCUCGCCGUAGCCGGCGGUCCAGUCCUCCCCCUCCUCACCAUCCACCUCGUGCCCGCCCUCCUCCUCUUCCGCUCCGCCGUCAUGGGCAACUACCCGUCCAGCAAACUCAGCCUAGUGCUCAUCGUCUGGGAGUCGGUGUAUUGGGCCGCACUCAUGUCUUGUCCAUAUUAUGACAGGUUGGACCGGCUUGUCGGCGGCGGCGUAUCGAAAGGUGGGGCAGGCACAGGCUUGCCCAGGCAUAUCGAGGAGCCAAGCUCCGGCCUCUCUCGCGCGACGUACUGGUUCAUCCUCCCGUUCCUGUGGAAGUACUACUGGAAGCCGAUCACGCUGGAGGAGAUUCCCGCGAUCCGCGAGGACGACAGCGCCUCGGCAUCCGUGGGCGCCUUCCGCCGCUUCCAGGCGGCCCGCGACGCCGCGUAUGAGGUCAGGAACAACUCGCCGCGCAAGCGCAACCUCGCACUGGACCUGCUCGUCUUCUUCCGUCCCGAGCUGGUGCGCCAGAGCGUCGUCGCGUGCCUCUUCGUCGUACUCCAAUAUCUGCCACCCACGGGGCUGCGGCUGCUUCUGAAGCAGAUCGCUGAACACGACGCCGGCGGCGGCCACAUCGGCACCGCAGCGCUGUACGUCGCCAUGAUGGCCGUCGGGCAGAGCGUCGGCGUCGUGAUAUACGGCCUCGCUCUCAUGCUGGGACGUCGGCUGUGUAUCCGCAUGCGCGCGAUCAUCAUCGGGGAGGUAUUUGCCAAGGCACUCCGCCGCGAGGAUCGCUCCGGUACCAUCAAGAAGGAGGGCGAGAGCGAGUCGUCCUCCGAUGGCAAGAUCAACAACCUCGUCUCGGUCGACGCGUUCGCCAUCUCCGAGGUGUGCGCGUACACGUACUACCUCGCGAGCUGCCCGUUCGCCCUCUUCGUCAACCUCACGCUACUGUUCAUGACGCUCGGUCCCGCAGCCGCUGCUGGUGUCGCUGUACUCGUUGCGCUCAUCCCUCUCCAAACACUUAUGGGCAAGCUGUUUACCGUAUAUCAGCGUCGCCUUCUGAGCGCAACCGACAAACGCCUCGACGCCGUCACCGAGGUCAUCUCCUACAUCAAGCUGAUCAAGUACAACUCAUGGCAGGCCAAGUUCCUCGAGCGUAUGGGAGAGACGCGCAAGGCUGAACUGGGUGCCCUUGCUCAGCGCUUCGCGAUGAUCUCGCUCUCCAAUGUCCAGGCGUGGGCCACACCCGUGCUCGUCACGGGCACCGCGUUUGGCGUGCACGUCCUCGUUCUCAAGCAGCCGCUCACGCCGGACCGCGCCUUCGCCUCGCUCGUCCUGUUCAACAUGCUGCGCGACCCGCUCGCGCUCUAUCAAGACGUUGUCAUCCGUCUCAUCCAGGCUUACACGUCUGCGUCGCGCAUCCAGGACUUCCUUGACGAGCCUGAGACGCUGAAGUACACCCAGGUGUCGACGCCGGGGCCAUCCGAUCCCGCCAUCGGCUUCCACGACGCCCUCUUCGCAUACCCAGGCGAAGAGAAGGCGGGCACUGACGGCGCGCAGCCGUUCCGCCUCGGCGAGCUCGAUCUCUCUUUCCCCAAAGGAGAGCUGAGUCUUGUCACUGGGCCAGUCGGCUCGGGCAAGACGACGCUCAUCCUCUCGCUUCUCGGCGAGACCGUCCUCCUCACCGGCAAAGUCUUCAUGCCCAACGACCAUGCCAGCCGCGACCUGUGCCCGGUCGAUCCCGUCACGGGUUUGUCAGACACGGUGGCAUACUGCGCCCAAACGGCGUGGCUGGUCGGCGCGACUAUCCGUGAGAACAUCGUCUUCGGCUCAACCUGGGAUGAAGCGCGCUACGAAGCCGUCGUGCACGCGUGCGCGCUCGAGCGCGACUUCGAGAUCUUCGAUCUCGGCGACGAGACGGAGGUCGGCGAGAAGGGCACAACGUGCUCGGGCGGCCAGAAGGCGCGCAUCGCGCUCGCUCGCGCCCUGUACUCACCCGCCGCAACCGUCAUCCUCGACGACGUGCUGUCCGCUGUGGACGCGCAGACCGCCCGGCACAUCUACGAGCAUGUGCUCCGCGGUCCACUCAUGAAGGGUCGCACGUGCAUCCUCGUGACGCAUGCCGUCGGCUUGUGCCUCCCCGCCGCCAGCUUCGUCGUCAUGCUCGACGACGGCAAGGCUGUGUCUAGUGGGUCGCCUGCGAUGCUCAUCGCGUCUGGCGCCCUCGAAGCCGAGUCUGAGCCGACCACGCCGGCCGCAGACGAAACAAUCAUGCCCGUGAAUGGCGGAUUGAGUGUGUCCAGCGAGCAGGCCUCGCAGCUGAGCGCCAAGGUUCCACGCUCGCGCCGCCGCUCCGUCCUGCAGGGCGGUGAGGUGGACGACAGCAUCGAAGAUAACCUCGACGGGCUGGAGUAUGAUGCUCUCGUCGCUAAGAAGCGCCUCGACGCUAUUGCGGCGGGCGACGGCCUAACGCGCUCCACCUCUCGCAAGAGCGGCAAGGGCGAUGCUGAAACGCAGCCAGACAAAAGGCUCGUCCAGGACGAGGAGUCGAACCAAGGCUCGAUCCGCUGGGGAACAUACCUGCUCUACUUCCGGGCGCAGGGUGGGCUGCCAUUCUGGCUUGUGCUCUUCGUCGCGUUCAUCGGCUCGCAGGUAUUCCAAUACCUGUCGAAUUGGUGGAUCAAGGAGUGGGCCGGCGCAGGCAGCAGUGCGAACCGCCUUAUGAUCCAGAACGGCGUGCUCACCAAGUCUGAACACACGGUCCAGUAUUACCUCUUUGUGUACCUCGCCAUCUCGGCCGUGUACAUCUUCAUGAUCGCCGCGCGCAUCGGCGUGUCCUUCAUGGGAUCGCUGCACGCCAGCGAGUGGAUCUACAGGCGGAUGCUGGCGCGCAUCCUCGGCGCCAAGCUGCGGUUCUUCGACGCGACGCCCAGCGGACGCAUCAUGAACCGCCUCAGCAAGGACAUGUCUUCCGUCGACCAGGAGACGACCCUCAUCCUCAUGCUGUUUGUCAACUGCGUGCUCUCGUGCGCGACCGUGUUGAUUGUCGUCGCGUACUCGUCGCCCGCAUUCCUCAUCGCCUUCCCAUUAAUCACCGUCAUGUACUGGAUGGUGGGGACGCUGUACGUGACCACGUCGCGCGAGAUCAAGCGCUUCGACAGCGUCACCCGCUCGCCGAUUUUUGUGUCCUUCUCCGAGGCACUGGUGGGCAUGUCGACGAUCCGGUCUUACGCGGACAGCGCGCGCUUCAUGUCCAAGCUUCUCGCGGAGUUGGACACUAACACCCGCUGUUUCUGGUAUUUGUGGCAGUCCAACCGAGCGCUAAACGUGCUUUCUAAUUUUAUUGGCACGCUCAUCACCGUUCUGGCGUGCGUGCUGGCUCUGCAGUCGGAAAUGGACGCAGCCACCGCCGGCUUAUCAAUCACCUACGCGCUGUCCUUCACCGACUACGUCCUAUGGGUUGUCCGCCUGUACGCAGACGCUGAAAUGAACAUGAACAGCGUCGAGCGCAUCGCCGAAUACCUCGAACUGGAGCAGGAAGAAUCGGAGGGGAGCGAGGGCGUCGAGCCCCCCGCUGCAUGGCCCAGCCGCGAUGGCUCCAUCGUCGUCUCAAAUCUCACGUGCAAAUACGCUCCACAGCUCGACCCUGUGCUGCGCGAUCUCUCGUUUGAGAUUGGGCCGCGGGAAAAGAUCGGUAUCUGCGGCCGCACCGGCUCGGGCAAGAGCACACUCGCCCUGUCCUUCUUCCGUUUCCUGUAUCAGGAGGCGGGCAGCAUAGUCAUUGACGGCCUGGACAUUAGCAAACUGAGCCUUGCAACCCUGCGGUCACGUCUUACGAUUCUCCCCCAAGAGGCGCAGCUUUUUUCGGGGACUGUCCGUGACAACAUGGAUCCCUUCGGGCAGCAUGAGGACCUCGAAAUCUGGGAUGCGCUACGGCAAUGUGGGCUGACGGGCCGUACGCCUGGUGCUUCGUUAGCAGCGUCGCGGGCGAUGAGCCGGUCUGCCAGCCGUGCCGUGAGUAGGCGUGAGUCAGUGCAAGACCUUGUCAGAGUGGCUUCUGGGCAAGAUAGAGCACCGUCUGCAGCGGCCUCCAGCCUCAGCCUAGCGCUGGGCUUCGACGAGGAGCGAGUGAUGAUCAGGUCGCUUGACGAGCCCGUUGCGGCGGGUGGCAAAAACUUCUCGCAGGGGCAACGCCAGCUGCUUGCCCUCGCGCGGGGUCUGCUCAAGCUGCGCAACUCUUCCUUCCUAAUCAUGGACGAAAGUACAGCCAACCUCGACCACGCGACCGAUGCGACGAUCCAGAAUGUCAUACGUACCGGGCUUGAGGACACGCAAAUGCUUGUCAUUGCGCACCGCCUCAUGACGGUUUGUGGAUUGGACAAGAUUCUGGUCCUUGAUCACGGGCGGAAGAUUGAGUUCGGCACACCAUGGGAGCUCCUGCAGGAUCCUAACGGCUCGUUCCGCGAUCUCUGCCGACAAAGCGGAGAGGAGGUCCAGCUGAUGGAGCUUGCGCGCAGCGUGCACGAGCGCAAGCAGCGGGCGAGGGAAGCGAUCAUGGACCAGUAGACGUGCCCAUUGCAAUUGCAUGCAUAGACUUCAGUCAGG
Molecule: messenger RNA, 5132 nt
Organism: Cutaneotrichosporon oleaginosum
Lineage: Eukaryota; Fungi; Basidiomycota; Tremellomycetes; Trichosporonales; Trichosporonaceae
Biological process (GO): transmembrane transport
Cellular component (GO): fungal-type vacuole membrane
Molecular function (GO): ABC-type transporter activity; ATP hydrolysis activity; ATP binding
Source: RefSeq, a predicted model, not a curated record